GCAGCGGGAGGAUCUUUUCCGCUGUUGUCUGCGGUAGGGAUAGUUCAGGUCUGUUCCUUGAACGGUCUUUAUAGCGUACCAUCGCUGCCGGUGAAAUCAUGAGCGGAUACGGGACUAUGGACGAAUACUCAGAAGGCGCUAAGAUCAACGCCAGCAAAAACCAACAAGAUGAUGGGAAAAUGUUUAUUGGAGGGCUCAGCUGGGACACGAGCAAAAAAGAUCUUACAGAAUACCUGACAAGAUUUGGUGACGUUCUUGACUGCACCAUUAAAACCGAUCCGGUCACCGGAAGAUCACGGGGUUUCGGCUUCGUCCUCUUUAAAGAAGCCAUAAGUGUAGACAAAGUACUUGAGCUGAAGGAACACAAACUUGAUGGGAAACUUAUUGAUCCCAAGAGAGCAAAGGCAUUGAAAGGCAAGGAGCCUCCCAAGAAAGUAUUUGUCGGUGGCUUAAGCCCCGAUACUACAGAGGAACAGAUAAAGGACUAUUUUGGGGGUUUUGGUGAAAUCGAGAACAUAGAACUUCCCAUGGACACAAAGACAAAUGAAAGGAGAGGAUUCUGUUUCAUUACCUACACAGAUGAGGAACCAGUAAAGAAGUUGUUGGAAAGCAGAUACCACCAAAUUGGCUCAGGAAAGUGUGAAAUCAAAGUUGCACAGCCUAAAGAGGUCUACAGACAACAGCAACAGCAGCAACAACAAAAAGGAGGAAGAGGGGGAGGAGGAGGCGGAGCAGGAGCAGUAUCAGGACGAGGCGGUGGAAGGGGGAGAGGCAGAGGAGGUCUUAAAGGUCAAGGCCAGAGCUGGAACCAAGGUUACAAUAACUAUUAUGAUCAAGGAUAUGGGGGCUAUGGAAAUGACUCCUACAACAACUAUGGCGGAUACGACUAUUCAAACUACAACUAUGGAAACUAUGGUGGAUACAGCCAACCAGGUUACACAGACUACAGUGGCCAGCAAAGCACCUAUGGCAAGGCUUCUAGAGGAGGUGGAAGUCACCAAAAUAACUACCAGCCUUAUUAAUGGCUUUUAA
This is a messenger RNA of Nanorana parkeri, 1032 nucleotides long. It is a transcript of the gene HNRNPDL, whose product is annotated as heterogeneous nuclear ribonucleoprotein D like. Bases 99 to 1022 code for a protein of 307 amino acids. Gene Ontology annotation, biological process: regulation of gene expression. Gene Ontology annotation, cellular component: nucleoplasm. Gene Ontology annotation, molecular function: poly(G) binding; poly(A) binding. The transcript has 7 exons. The record is from RefSeq and is a predicted model, not a curated record. Lineage: Eukaryota; Metazoa; Chordata; Amphibia; Anura; Dicroglossidae.